This is a messenger RNA of Trematosphaeria pertusa, 1416 nucleotides long. RefSeq names its product NAD(P)-binding protein. NCBI's taxonomy places the organism in Eukaryota, Fungi, Ascomycota, Dothideomycetes, Pleosporales, Trematosphaeriaceae. The record is from RefSeq and is a predicted model, not a curated record. Bases 276 to 1073 code for a protein of 265 amino acids. Gene Ontology annotation, molecular function: oxidoreductase activity, acting on the CH-OH group of donors, NAD or NADP as acceptor. The transcript has 4 exons.
AUUCAUGCGCUUCCUGGGGCAAGGGUAUGUAUUUGUGGGGACACGGGAAAUCCUUACAGGGGAACCCAAAACCACCCGACGGAUUUCCGACGGAUUCUCGGCUUAUCGCCUCAGCUCCUGACUGUCUCGUGAAGCAACAUAUCGAUCGGGAAAGAUGGAUUCACAAAACAAUCAGCGCGCAUAAAGAUUAACAAUCAUAACUUAGUACGCGAUAUCUAGGAAUUCUCUUCUAUAUUCUCUUUUACCAUCAUCGUUAAACCGCCAGACUCUUCAAAAUGCCUAACCAACGACUACUAAACAGGAUCGCUAUUGUCACGGGCUCUUCCCAGGGCAUUGGUCGUGAGAUAUGCAAUCAAUUCUUCGAGGAGGGCGCGCAACUUGUAUGCGCCGAUUUGCGUCCGACAGGACAAGGAGAGGAAGUUCCAACCCACGACUGGAUCGUACAGAAAGGCGGCAAGGCUAUCUUCGUCAAGACUGACGUUAGCAACGCGGAUGACUGGAAAGCUCUCAUCGCAAACACGGUGGAGGAAUAUGGAAGACUGGAUAUCCUGGUGAACAAUGCAGGUAUCUGCACCGAAGCAAACAACCCGCAGCCUAUCGAUGAGGUCGACGAAGCUGCAUUCGACGCUCACCUUAAGAUCAAUACCCGCGGCGUCUUCUUGGGUUGCAAAUAUGCCGUGCAACAAAUGAAGAAGCAGGAACCGCACGCUUGCGGCCUUCGAGGCUGGAUUGUCAACUUUGCUUCCAUGGUGGCCAACAUCGGGAUGCCAGCCGGCUACACUGCUUCAAAGGGGGCUGUUGCUGCCAUGACGAAGACAAUUGCUCUUGACGUUGCAAAGCAAGGCAUUGUCGCUAAUUCCAUCUGCCCUGGCUUUACGCAAACGGCUAUGCUUGACAACGCUCUGGGUGGCGCUCUCUCUUCUGCAAGAGACGCUGUGCUAGCCGCGCUUCCCCGCGGCAGGUUUGGCGAAGCCCGCGACCACGCCCGCGCCGCGGUCUAUCUCGCAAGCGACGACGCCGCAUGGGUUACUGGCGUGAAUUUGAACGUCGAUGGCGGCUUGACCGCCCAGUAAAAAGCGAGACCGAUUGUUCGGGACCAAUAGACUACCUGUAGGAACUGCAUACCAUGCAUAAGUGCCACCAUUUCCGAAAAUCCAUGGUCUUCAAUUUGACUCUGCGAGUUCCGAUUCCCUGUGGAGGCCAAUACGCGCAGUUCUUCUCCCGUUUUUCUUCGAUACGAAGGAUGCUACGCCGCACCCUUACAGAUCUGCAACCUAUCAGAGUAAAAAUGACGGUUGGGCAUUGGGCUCAGCGGCAAAUAGACAGACCUAUGUGCUUCGAAAGUGGACUGUCAUGGCGGACGAUGCUUGGAUCAUCAGUUUACAAAUCUCCGGACUUACCCACAAAAGCCGCUCG